AUGUACUGCCGGGCUCUCGAAGAGAGCCGCUGGGCUCAAUCCUACGACAUGCUGAAGCUCGAGGGGCGGGAGAUCAGCGAGGCCACGAGAAGCCCCUCCGGCAGCUCCAGCUGCGCCAGCACCCCUCCCAGGAGCCACAGCAAGCCCCUGCUCCGAGAGUAUGACUCAGUGUGCCACACCGAGCUAUGGAAGUGGCUUUGGCUGGACUUCUCUACUCCCGUGCAGUCGGUGGUCCCGCGGCUUAUCAAGAAGAACAUGCGCCAGUGCAGCAGGAACCAGCUGGACCUGGAGGCAUUGAAUACGAUCCGCGAAGAGGCUGUUGGCCUCUCGCAGAGCAACUUCUCCCUCCUCAAGGAGGGCUCGCUGGGCUCUGCGGUCUUCACGCUGGUCUCCUCUGCCAUGGGCGCCGGAUGUUUGUCGCUGCCCUUCAUGCUGAAGACCGCAGGCAUCAUCCCCGGCAUCCUCAUGCUGACGCUGGGCGCCGUUCUUGCGCACACCUCUUUGGUGGUCUUGAUGAGCUGCGCGAGGUACACGGAUUCCGACAGCAUGGCUCAGCUGGUCUCGCUGGCCUCCGGCGGGUCCCGGCGCGCCGGGAAAGUGGUGGACGUGGUCAUCGCAGUCUACGGGAUUGCAGCGGUCCUGUGCUACUUGAUGUUCAUCGGGGACUUCUUCCUGGGCAUCGUGAAGUCGCCGCUGCUGCAGCUGGACGUUUCUAGGGAGACGCUCAUUGUCGGUAUCUCUGCGUUGGUGGUGUGGCCGCUGUCCCUGCCCCCGAAGCUCUCUGCUCUGCGGCAUGUGUGCGUGCUGAGUGUCCUGGCGAUUUGCCUCACCGCAGUGGCAGUAGCACUGAAAGCGCCCAGCUAUGCGGAGAGCAGGAGCGCAGAUGAGUGGCAAUUGGUCUGGUGGAAGAAUGACCCGUAUGCAAUGCUUCAAUCCUUCAGCAUCGCCUUGUUUUCCUUCGCCGCCCACACCAACGCGGUGCCGGUGGCAACAGCCCUGCAGCAGGCGGACGGCGCCGCCAUGUGGAAGGUGUCGCUCUACUCAGUGUGCAUUGAGUUCGUGUUCUACCUCGUCAUGGGCAUUGCUGGCUACGUCUCCUUCCAGGGAGCCACGGAACAGGACUUCAUCCUGAACUACCGGAACGACGACAUGACGAUGUUCUGCGUGCGCUGCAUUUACGGCAUCGUGGUUUGCCUGGGCGCGCCCAUCAACCUGUCCCCUGCCGCCUCGAGCAUCUUGGGUCUGCUGGGGCGCAGUAAGCGGGCCAGGUCCGGCACCAGGCACUUCUUCGUCGUGACCGCUAUCGUGGCCAGCUGCGUGGCUAUCGCUCUCUGGUGCCACAAGGUGGCAGAUGUGAUCGGCCUCAUUGGCGCCAGCUUCGGGUCGCUCAUUGUUUUGGCGUGGCCAGCAAUGAUCUACCGCCAGGCCUUAUUCGAUAUGCACCCUCGGCGCUUGUCCAAUUUCAUCUUCUACUCCUUGAGCGCGGGGGCAGCUUUAGGAGUCACCUCCUUCUUGGCGCAGAGCAUCGGUGCCUGCCAGUGA
This is a messenger RNA of Effrenium voratum, 1542 nucleotides long. The record is from the annotation of a GenBank genome assembly. NCBI's taxonomy places the organism in Eukaryota, Dinophyceae, Suessiales, Symbiodiniaceae.